AUGUACAUCACUCUCUACUACGUAGUCGCGCGCCUCCCUGACUCUCUUCGCGUAAUCAGGGACCACUUUCUCGCAGUCUGUCCCACCACCCUCACCGUCGACAUCCUCGAGAAGGCCCUCCUCGCGGCGGAGAAGAGCAUCGUCGCUGUAGGAGCUUCUCGUGGUGACCCUCGCACCCCCAUCUUUGAGGGGUGCUCUCCUUCCCCCCUCCUGCCCUCUGUUGCCUCUGCUGCUGCUGCCGACCUGCUUGGUCUUGAGUCGGUUGGCGCGGCGUCUACCCCUAGUGGGAGACGCCGCUCUGGCAAGGGCAAGGGGGGCAAGGGCGCGGGUGGAGCUGGAGGGGGCGGUGGAGGUGGCGGUGGAGGCGGCGGAGGGAGUGGGGGUGGCGGCGGGAGUGGUGGAGGGGGUGGUGGUGGUAGUGGUGGCAGCGGCGGAGGAGGCGGCGGUGGUGGUGGCAGCGGUGGUGGUGGCGGCAGCAGUGGCGGUGACGGAGGGGGAGGCGACGGCGGAGGAGGCGGUGGUGGCGGAGGAGGUGGAGCUGGUCGGGGCGGUACCCAGCAGCAGAGCGGCGGUGGUGGUGGUCAGCGCUUGCAGCAGCAGCAGCAGCAGCGUUCGCGCGACAUCCCUCCGCCCCAGCAGCUCCGUGAGUGGUACACUCGACGUCAGAGGGGUGGGGGUACUGGUCCUUGUACCUACGUCCUUCGCUCUGGCGACCGCGCGGGUGAGCAGUGUGGGGGUGCCCAUCCCACCCAGCGCUGCUUUGGCCGCCUGACGGACGCUUGGCGUCAGCAGUUCCCUGGGGCUAGUGAGAUCCCUCGCUGGGAUGAGCUUCUUAGGGCUGGUGUAGCGAUCUUUGAUCUUGAUUUUGAUGCUAUCCUUGGUGCUAUGUAUGCUGUGAUUAUUAGUGAGGAGGGUGACUGUUACCGGUGUUUCCCGCCCGACCCGGGCAUUGGUACUGCUGCGCUAGGUGCUUGUGAGGCUGCUGCUCUAGGUGCCAGUGCGUCUGCACUCUCAGGUGCUGGUGAGACUGCGCUCUCACGUACUGCGUCGCCUUCGUCCUCCCUCACUUUCACACUUGACUCCGGGGCUUCUCGCUCCUUCUUUCGAGACCGCACCACCCUCACGCCACUUGGCCGGCCGGUUGCGGUCUCCCUUGCUGACCCCUCUGCGGGUCCUAUCCUCUCUCACUUCUCCACUGUCCUCCCGUGUCCGGCUGCCCCCUUGGGCACCUUGUCUGGUCUGUACCUUCCCUCGUUCUCGACAAACUUGGUGAGUGGUGCGGACCUACAGGAUGCGGGGGUUCACCAGUUCACUCCUGCGAGUCAGCGGGUGACCCAGUGCACGGACGCACGCACAGGCCGGCACCUGGCCACGUUCUCGCGUCGGCCGGGGUCGAGCCUCUACACCCUGACCACUACGUCUCCUCCUGUCCCUGCGUCUGGUCAGGUAGCUGCGUCAGGUCAGGUGUUUGCUGCUGCGUCCCGGUCAGGGGCGCCUCCGGGCUGCUCCUCCCAAAUCCCCCCGACAGAGGCUCCUCUGCAGACGCUUCACAUGGACGUGUGGGGCCCAGCCCCCGUCCGUGGGCAGGGUCACGAGCGCUACUUCCUGUUGGUGGUUGACGACUACUCGUGUUACACCCAGUCCUCCCCUUGCGCAGCAAGGGUGCUGUCACUAAGGUACGCGGCGCAUCAGCUCAACCUUCACCCCAGGGUCUCUCGGCCCGCGAUGUCCCCAGUGUUACUGUGGACGGGGAAGGUCGGCGAUGCGUCUGCGUUCCGUGUCUGCGGAUCUCGGGCGUUUGUCCGCGACUUGUCUGCGGACAAGCUGUCCCCUCGUGCUGCUCCCUGUGUCUUCCUUGGCUUCCCCCCUGACGCUCCAGGGUGGCAGUUCUACCACCCCUCCUCUCGUCGUGUUCUGUCCUCCCAGGACAUCACGUUCGACGAGUCAGUCCCCUUCUACCGCCUCUUCCCCUACCGCACUCCUUCCCUUCCCCCGCCACCGGACUUCCUUGUGCCGGUAGACGCAGUUGACCCGGUCGAGGUUACUGGUGACUCUGGUGCUGCUGCGGGUGCUGAGCCUGGGGGUGCUGACUCUGGGGGUGCUGUGCGCGGGGGUGCCGAGCCUGGGGGUGCUACUGCGGAGGGUGCUGAGCCUGGGGGUGCUGACUCUGGGGGUGCUACUGCGGAGGGUGCUGAGCCUGGGAGUGCUGAGCCGGGGGGUGCUGUGCCUGGAGCUGCUGAGCCUUGGGGUGCUGCGUCUGGGACUGCUGAGCCUGGGGUUUCUCCUGGUGCUGCGUCUCGGCGGGAGCGGAGCGAGUGGUUUGCUCGCCGCUGGAGGCGUGCUACUGGAGCUGGAGCUUCUUCGACCGUCGAGGGUGCUGGUGCCGCCAGUCCCGGAGCUACUGGGCCUGCGGGUCCUACUGGAGCUGGGGCUACUGAGGGUGUUGGUGCUGAGACUACUGCUGUCUGUCCUCGCGGUGGUUCUGAUGCUGGUGCUGCUGGAGGUCCUACCGCUGGAGGUGUUGGUGGCGCUGGUGCUGCCGCUGAGGGUGCUGGUGCCUCGCAGUCACUGUUGGAGCCUUCCUCCCCUCUACCUGCUCCCUCUCCUUACACUGGUCCUACUGGAGGUCUUGCUGAGCGUCGUGAGCUUGCGUCUCCUCCCGCGUCGCCUUCGGACUCCCUUCGUGCUGCCAGUCCUACUGUUACGCGUCUGCUUGCCACUGUCAUCACUGACCCCUCGUUUGAGUCCAUUGCUGCGUCUGCUCUUGUCGCUGAGCUCGUCGACUUUGCUGCUCGCUGUCGUCUAGACUACGCUGCUAGUCUUGUUGCUGAGUCUGCGUCUGUCUGUCCUCCGUCCGUCGGGGGUGAGUGUGCUCCUGGCACGGACGUCCUACAGGACAGGCAGGAGGAGUUACAGUGUCUGGCUGUUGCUUCACCUCAUCUCGCGUCUGUACUGCUUGCUCCUGAGGGAGACCCAGAUGCACUAGACAUCCCGACUCCGCGCUCUUACGCAGAGGCCGUAGAGGGUCCCUACUCCUCUCAGUGGCAGGCAGCUAUGGAUGCAGAGAUGGCUUCCUGGAAGUCCACAGGCACCUACGUUGACGCGGUUCCCCCUCCUGGGGCGAACAUCGUCAGUGGCAUUCAGCGGCAGGGAGUUGACUACUUUCAGACCUUCUCUCCCACCCCGAAGAUGACCACUCUUCGGGUGCUGCUGCACAUAGCCGCUCAGCGCGACUACGAGCUUCACUCUCUCGACUUCAGCACUGCGUUCUUGCAAGUCUACGGUCUCCGCCAGGCACCGCGUGAGUGGCACGACACACUGAGGACUACGCUUGCGGCUCUUGGGUUUGCUCCUUCUACUGCUGACCCGUCGCUAUUUCUGCGCACGGACACUUCACUGCCGCCAUUCUACAUCCUCGUGUACGUCGACGACUUGGUCUUUGCCACAGCUGACACUGCUGGACUCGCCUACGUGAAGUCCGAGCUGCUGAAGAGACACACGUGCACAGACCUGGAGCACAUGGCUGCAGCGAAGAGGGUGUUGCGCUACGUGUGCAGUACGUCGGGCAUGGGGCUAGUGUUUGGAGGGCGGAGUCCAGUGGUCCUUACAGGUCACGCGGACGCUUCUUGGGCUGACAACCAGGCUACGCAGCGGUCGUCACAGGGUUACACCUUCAGCCUUGGUUCCGGCUCUGUCUCGUGGCGGGCUACUCGUUCGUCUUCAGUUCUCAGCUCCAAUUGUGAGGCUGAGAUCUACGCAGGGGCCAUGGCUGCACAGGAGCUUCGCUGGCUCACCUACCUGCUAACUGACCUUGGAGAGCUGCCUCGUUCUCCUCCAGUGCUGUACGUAGACAACAAGGCCAUGCUAGCCUUGUGUCGAGAGCAGCGUCUGGAGCACAGAACGAAGCACAUUGCUCUUCGCUACUUCCUUGCUCGUGAGCUACAGCAGCGUAGACAGUUGCGGCUUGCGUAUGUGGCCUCUGAGGCCAACACUGGUGAUGUGUUCACCAAGGCACUCGCGCCUUGUGACCAUCAGCGCUUCUGCACCCAGCUGGGUCUUGUGCCUGUCUUGCCUCACUUGCUCUCCUCUUGA
Molecule: messenger RNA, 4092 nt
Organism: Closterium sp. NIES-65
Lineage: Eukaryota; Viridiplantae; Streptophyta; Zygnematophyceae; Desmidiales; Closteriaceae
Source: the annotation of a GenBank genome assembly